AUCCUCUUUAAAUCUAUUGGUUCACAGUUGAACAUGUUUCCACAUGAAUAUAAUGAAAAAUUUUCCUGAGGAUUAAUUAUCUUAAAGUUAAUUUAUCAAGUGAAAGAAAAACAAUAUAAAUAUUACGCAUAAAUAACAUUUCGAAAAUACACUUUGUAACACACAACAAGAUUACGUUUUUUCCAUAAAGGAAGUAUAACCAGUGUGUGUGUGUGAGUGUGUAACUUUCCAAUACAAAUUAGAAGUUAUCCGUCUCUGUGAUUACCUCUUAUUUUACACACAGAAACAAGGAAUUAAAUGACAGGUACAGAGAAAAUGAUGCAUAGAUCAUUAUUCUCUAUGAUGCUUUUCCUCUUUCUGCAGAAUACCUUGAUUACGGGAAAUCCUGUUCAGGCAUUGUUCAAGCGUUCUUGGGUAUAUUCAGACACAUAUAAUUGUGAAAAGGUCUAUAGCUGUUUCAACACGAAAACAUGUCAUGAAAGAUACAAUUCAGCGGAUUAUUUCUGUGCAAAUAUAUAUCCAUGUGGAUCAUCGUGUGCACCAAAUGGAUAUCGUGGUAUUUUGCGGCCCUACGAACUUCUAAAAGAGUAGAGGACUACAUACACACAUGAACAAUGGAAACCAAAACUCAAAAAAGAGAGACAGAUUUGAAAAUAAAACCCAAAUAUAACUUUCUUCAUAAUGUAUACAAUGAUGAUUAUUUUAACAAAUAAAAGUAAUGCAGCAUAUCA
Molecule: messenger RNA, 731 nt
Organism: Trichobilharzia szidati
Lineage: Eukaryota; Metazoa; Platyhelminthes; Trematoda; Strigeidida; Schistosomatidae
Source: the annotation of a GenBank genome assembly